AUGGGAAAGGGAUCUAAGAAUAAGAGAAACGGGAGAAAACCUCAUUCACACUCCAAACCACCGGCGGCGGCCAAGAGCUCUACCGCCAGCGGCGGAGAACCGCCGAAUGCCAGUUCUUCCGACAAUCUCCUUCAAGAACAUAGUAAUGCCGAACAACUCGAGAAUGCCUUGAACAAUGAUGAACUUGAGCGCUCGCUUGCCAUGCUUGCCGUUCUUGACCGAGGAAAACGAAUCGAAGCACUGAAACUCAACAAAGACGCGUGUGAUCGACACGAAAACUCCAGCCUCGACCACACUCAAGCCUCUAUACACGCUAGAGUCGCUGCUCAAAUCGAAGGCAGAGCCGUGUAUCAAGAACCUAUGAAAAAUGCUCAGGAGUCUCCGAAGAAAGCCGCCUCGCUCUCGAGCGACUCGAUUGAAUUCGCGUGUAAACAAGCGAGUUCGUCGAGCAAUGUUCAAGUUUGCGAAGAAGUUGUGAAAGAAUGUGAGCGAGCUUUAUCGAUGUUGAGUUUUCUGCCUGUUCAGAAAAGUUCAGAACAAGGUUUGAAAUCUGUAGAUAAAGAAUUGAAUUCGAUUUUAAAUAAAGCAAAGAUUGGGAAGAAUAAUGUUGGAAUUGGUGAGAAGAAGUCUGGAUGUACAAAGGAUCCAAUCUCAACCCAAAUUAAGAAGGCUGACAAGAAAGACAAUCUUGAAGAAAAGAAGAGGAAUGCUAAUGUGAAGAAGACGAUCAGAUCGGAGACAAGAAAGCUUUUUCGGAAGUUUUGGAACUCUAUUAGUGUUGAGGAACAAAGAGAGAUUCUUACACUAAGAAUCAAUGAUGUUAAGGUGUAUUGUGAUGAGUUUAAGGGUGUUUUGGGGGCCGAGGAUUUGCUGAGCGCUCUUGGUUAUGGUGAGGUAAACCAUACGUGGAACUACUGGGAGUGUUGCGUUUGUGAGCAGAGGCACCUGAAUGGCGACUCACUUAUUCAUCAUCUGAUGCAGAUGCAUUUGAAGGCCCGAUCAGCAAGUUUGACUGCAAUUCUGCCUCGAAAAAUUGAUGAUCCUAUAGUGCAGAUGCUAGAGAAUUGUUCGUGGAAGCCUGUGGAUGCUGUUGAGGCAGUGAGAAUUAUUGAAAAUGAGUCAAAGGACCCAGAUGAUCAGAAUUGGCCGUUAUCGGAUGAUUCUGAGCGCGCAAAGAUCCUUGAAAGAAUCCACAUCAUGUUCCAGGUGCUUCUGCUACAAGAUUGUAUUGCUCUGAGCCAUUUUAGGAUGGUGAUGCUCACGGCCGAGAAAAUGCUAGAGAAUAAUACUGUGCUUUCCCCAUCUCAAAUUCGGACCCAUUGCCUGGACCAAAAACCCGUAUGCAUCUGCUUUUUGGGGGCUUCUCAGCUGGAUAGGAUUCUCGAUCUCUUGCGGGAUCUGCAUUCUGAGGCAUGUUGUUUCAUGGAAGAUGAAAUUGAUGUCAAUCAGGAAGAUGAAAAGGUUGUUUUCUGUGGUGACACAUUGCGUCUCUCUUUAGAUCAGAGAUUAUGCUGUGGGGAGCUUACGCCCUCCCUAUAUCCUAAGGUCGCCACGAAUGGUGCUUCUGCAACAACUUUUGCGGUUAGUGGUCAUGAAGCUGAUGUUCUUUCAGAUGGGGAUGAUUUUGUAAAAUGGUUGUUUGAGGGCUGUACAAUUGAAGAAGAGCUAGCAUCAUGGCAACGCCUAAAAGAUGAUAAAGAUAGGAAAGGGAUGGAAAUUUAUCUUAUCCUCAAGAAGGAAUUUGUUACAUUGAAAAACACAUGUAGGAGAAGAUUUGAGUAUUUAAUCCAAGUCAAAGCAAUACGCGCAAUAAGAGCUAUCUGUGCUGAAGAACGUAAAAGAAGGGAGCAAGGUGCAAGUUAUAUGCCACAAAGUUUUGUGUCUCUCUUGAAAAAGAGACAAAAAGAACUUGUUGAAAGGGGAGGUGAUAGUGGUAGAGCUGAGUUGUAUGUCAUCAGCAAAGUUCUUGAAGAUGAAGUAGCUCCAGCUGCCAGCAUAGAUGAGGCUCGAGCUGCCAACAUAGACGAGGAUGGCGAGCAUCUAGGAGACAAUAGCAUAACAGCAGAGAUUCGUGAGCAAUGGAAGGAGAGUUCAGAAGAGGUUUUUAAAAUUGAUGCCAGGAUCAUGUGGAGUAUAAAUAGUAUACGACGGCUGAAUUUGCAGCUUGCACAAGUAUCAGUUCAUGACUACCAGUUGAUUAUAGUUCCCCUUCUGAAGUCAUUCUUGCAGGUACAAUUGCAGGAUUUGUUUUGCGAAGCUUUGUUAGAAAAGCUUGAAUCUGAUACCAGCAAGAAUUUUUGCGAGGGAUGCAAUCAGAUGAAACAUAUGCAAGGAAAAUUGAAGGAUAAGAAAAGGAAAAAGAAAAUCAAAAUGCUAAGGAUUCCAAGAAGAGAGUUUUAUGCUUUCAUAGCAUUGCAGGCUACUGAUGGUAAACCAAAACACAUGUUAGAAGAGAAGGAUGCAGAACAAGCUCGCUUUACUGUCCCCUAUAGUCGGCAUCUCUCAGAGUCCCAGAUUGCUGUUUCUUCAAGUGCUGCUCAACUGAAACAGCAGGAAGUGGAACUUGGUCGUAAAAUUGAGCUUGAAGCAGAGGAAAGACUGCUCGAGAAGAAUUCGGAGCGUCAAAGACAAAUUGAGGAUGAGGCUAAAAGGAAGCAACUCGCUAAGCAAAACAAAAAAGCUGAUGCAAGAACAACACCAGUGGUAGCGGAGAGAUUGUUGAGUGCAACUCAAAUGCCAACAUAUUUUCCAGGUGUUCCUGUGGACAAAUCUGAGGGAACUAAGGAGUCCUCCCCCGUUUCUGGUAAAAGGCCUGAAUGGAAACUACGUUUCUCUCAUGGAAAAGUCAAACAAGGUGAGCAACCCUUCAGGAACUAG
Molecule: messenger RNA, 2877 nt
Organism: Ilex paraguariensis (yerba mate)
Lineage: Eukaryota; Viridiplantae; Streptophyta; Magnoliopsida; Aquifoliales; Aquifoliaceae
Source: the annotation of a GenBank genome assembly